UGAGAGAGAUCAUGACGUCACGAGGCAGUGUGGCUCAGACCCGGUUCGGGUUUUGCUCUGGUUUUGUGAAUCAGUGGUUUCUGCAGUGAAGCACCACCCUCCUCCUCCUCUUCAUCCUGCUCCUCUUCCUCCUGCUCUCUGACGCACAUGAGGAGAAUCCCAGCGCGCGCGUCACCCGCGCCAGUGGGCGUGGCUUCACUCCGCUUCAUUCAUAAACUCCGGCUGCCAUCGGAUGAAAUGUAACGCGCUGCUGGAGCGUCGUGCCAUUGGCGAGCGCUUAUAACGCGUCCCUCGUUCGGACAGCAUGAAUUACACAUAGGCGUCUCACACAAGCUUUUGGACCAUGAGUGAUGAGUCUCCAUUACAGACGCGCCUCACCACUGACAUGCCGCUGGCGUCUGGCUCUCAGGAAAACUACAUCACGCUGCUGGUGCUUCUGUGUGUGUUCGCCGGCGGGACGCUGGUCCUCCUGUCCAUCCUGCUGGUCUUCUGUCAUCGCUGCUGUCGAGGAGAGCGACGCUACUCCAGAGCCAGUGAUGACCUGGAGAAAACCAACACCACAUACAUAGAGGAGAGUCAGCCGACACAAGAUGUCACUAUCAGACUCGAGAGCGGCGAGUCGCUGUCCUCUUCCAGCUGUCAUGGCGAUACGGACGUGGAUCACUUCCUGUCUGCGUCGGUCACUGGAAGACGAGUCUCUUUCAAUGAGGCCGCAAUCUACGAGCAGAGUGCCAAAGACCAGGAGACAGGUCGAAGGUACACACUGACGGAGGGAGACUUUCAUCACCUGAAGAAAGCUCGUCUGACGCACCUGCACAUGCAGCCGCCGGCGAUGAAGAUCCUCACCAUCCUGGAGUGUGAUUCACCAGAGAACAGCGUGAUGCUCACCGAACAGCCCUCACAACACCCAUCCCUCUCAAUAUUUCAGCCUGUGGAGCGUCCCGUGUCGGAGACUGAAGGAUUGUGGAGCGCUCAAAGCCCCAGCAGUGCUCUGCCUGGAAACACACUGAACUCCAGCACUGAACACACGGCCAAACCAGCUCGAUCACACACCUCUCUUCCUCUCCAGAUCGAGGUGAUGAACAGAAGCCUGCUGAUGGACAGAGAUUCCACUUCCUGUGCGGCCAGCGGUGCUGCAGGUCCAGCUCAGGGCACCAUGUUCCACUUCCUGUCUAAGCUCCGACGCCACACCAGCCUGGAGGGAGCGGGUCCAUUCUUCAGUGUCAAGAAAUGGAGACAGGACACCAUCCAGAGAGCAGCGAGUCUCGACAUGAGAGCUUCUCCGCGGAGACGUGCGUUUCAGAGGCAGCGGGCGGCUAGCGAGACUCUGGAUCAGGGAGAAGAAACCUUACACGCUGGAGUCAGCGACUUCUUGUGGCAAAAACCCAUUGCACAGCCACAGAAGGAGCCACCAAGACGCCUCUCGGCCGGUUCUUUGGAUGUCACCGGAGGAGCUCCUCCUGCCCUCAGCAGGUUAGAGGUAGAAGCUGUAAUGGAGCUCAGAGUCAACUCAGAUGCAGUGAAAGACAGGACUCCAACAUUGCCCCCAACCCAUGGACCUCUGGAAGUGGAGGAUGGGGAAGAGGAUGGACAGGAGAUGAUGGCAGAAGCAUCAGGAGGCGGUGCUGAAGAGUAUGGACCAGUGACUCAUCAGGAGAGUCUAGAGCAGCCCAACCUGUACCGCGACAUCUGGAGCCUGAGAGCAUCACUGGAGCAGUACGCCUCCUCCGACCUGAGCAGCAACGACAGGGACUCCACUCGCAGCGAUGCUGACAGCAUUUGCUCAGCGGGAGCAUCGAGAGCGGGCGUCCCUGGCUAUCAGUCGCAAGACAUCGAUGAUGAUAUAGACGGGGACGGAGAGCUUCCAUAUGAUGACAUGGUCAGGGAAGCUGGGCAGAGGAGAAUUGGACACGACAGCGUAGACUCUGAGAGAGGAAGCGACGGAGAGGCAAACAACCGGAAGCUUCUGCAGAUGGACAGCGGAUACGCCUCAAUCGAGGCUCCUUGCAAGGCUCCGGAGGAAUUCAGAUCGCACGGGAGUAGCUCUGGAAAGACCGCAUCAGAACGUCGCCGCUUUUUCACCAAUUCUGGACGCAAAGGCACAGUCUGUGAGAGUUUUGAGGCACGGUUGUUCAAGGAGGAGCUGGAAGACGAGGCAUCGGAGAGCAGCGCAAGUUUGGAGGCAGACACUCCCGCUACAGUUCCCCACCAAGAACCCAUAACCAAACCCAGGCCACGCUUCCAACGCAGAGACUACAGCAUCGAUGAGAAGACGGAGGCCCUGUUUAAUGAAUUCCUACGCCAUGACCCCCAGUUUGACCAACAGGGCUCGCCCUCCUUGCGUCACCGGCACCGCUCCCGAAUCCAUCUCAGGAAGCAGUGGCAGCGCAGCAAACAGUACAGCGACCCCGGUGCCACUCGAUUGUCACCAUCUCUAGAGCGUCAGCGCUGCUAUCCACUACGCCGAGGCGACAGCGCCAACUACCCCUUAGACACACGCUACCACAGCACCUUGCCUCGCAUCGCUAGCGCCGCGGACGAGGAGGUCAGCGAGGGAGCAGCGAGUACAGAAUCACCCGAGCCGGGAAAAUCCGGUCCAGAGCAGGAGGAUGCUGAUCCGCUCUCAGAAACAGGCAAUUCUGGUCCAGACCUGGAGGAAAACGCAAACAACAGCAGCAACAACACAAGCCCACAUCUCUUUUCAUCGCAAACAAAGGACAACAGUGCCAGGCGUUGUGGAAGACCGGAGGACUUGGGAACAAACGCUCAUCCCACAGAUUCACAUAAACAUUCACAGAUGGACUGUGGUGGACCAAUGGCUACAUUUAGUUCUCAUUUGCAUUCACAUACAAACACACUCAUGCAGGAUCCCACUAAUCCGGAUCAGGAUUCAGACUACAUACGUCAUGCUCUCACUGACAUCAGUCCGUCAGACAAACUGGCGUCCACACUGGACGAUCGGCUCUACUCCGACCUGAGGACUCAAACAGGGAGUCAAGAGUGUGCUGUGACCGUAAGCCGCACCUCACCAGAUCUAGAAGAAUAAAGAGCCGUUCACGCUAAGAACAAUAACUAUAACCAAGAAGUUGUAUCAAUCACUGACUCUAAGAGAACGGCGAAGUCCACACCAUGAUACAGAAGAGCGAUAUAGUUGGAAUCACGCUCUUUUCCCGCUGAUGAGUGAAAAAACAUCAUCAGCCAAUCUGACUUAAACAUGAGCAUUUAAUAUCCUCAAAAGACAAAGAGAACGUUAUUGUCCGUUGGUGUGGACACUAAUAUAGUUAAGUUCUUGUAAGUUUGAAUCGUGUUUGAAAAGGUACAGCACCACCAAUGGGAAUAUCGACUGAUGUCUGAUGUCAAGUCUGUUUUUUGGCUGUCAGUAACUCCUUUUCCAUCGUCAGGGUGCUGGUGCCGGGCAUCUAAUGUCCUCAUCAUGUAAAGAACAAGAACUCGAUCUAGAAACAGUGAUGCUAAUCUAGAUCACGCCCAUUAUGAUUAACGAACACCCCGCUUCCACGUACAUUACAUUGCACUGCAGCACUAGACACUUUCUGUUUGCAAUCCAAAAUGGAGCAUGCAUUAUUAUGAUUUUGAAAGACUUGGCCGUGAUUAUUUGUGGGCAGCUUGUGCUCGUCAGUUCUUUAUAUCCUGAAUCCUGGCACCAGCACCGUUCCUGUGGAAGAAGACCAAACAUCACAUUUAUAGAAAUGACAAUAACUCUACUUCAGUAGAACAUGAAACAGAAUGAAUACAAGCAUGCGGUCUAGUGGACACAUUAGCAAUAAACACACACAAGUAAAGGUGAGGUGUGUUGUCUAUCAGUGAAAUACAGUCAAGCAUAAGCCCUGGUACACUGAUCAUCGGCAAACAGUCAUUACUCUAGAAAUUACACACUUCACCAGAGUAAAUGUAAGAGUUUAAACUGUGUGACCACAUCCAACUUCAUCUGAUCUUGAAAAGGGACUAAACAUAGAAAGACAGAACAUCCUGAGUCCUUGUCAUUAAAUCACUGAUGUUAAGAAGAUCAGCGCUCAAUAUCUCAGUUUUCAUAUAACUAUUAGGAUCAUAAAUGUGUCUUGAAAGCAUUUAUUCGGUCCAGAUCAUGUUUAGCAUUGGAGAACGCGGGUAAGUGUAGGUGAAUGUAUCUAGAUCACUCUAAACUGUCAUUUUAAAUUAUAAUUCCUUUGCAAUAAAGGUACUUUUGUUGGGUUUAUGCAAAAAAACACAUUUAUUUCUCGUUUGGAAACCAAAAUUCUCAUUGUGCACUAUUAUUUUAACCUGCAAAACCAAACUGACAGAAGCAUGUUGGCUAGUUUAAAACUUCAUUAGUUACACAGGGUCCAGUGAGCUAGAAGCAGCAACAUGAGCUCUGAUAAACGUGAAGCUGUCAGCUAGAUAUCACAUAAAAUUAAAUAUUACACAACACAUUAAACAAAACCCGGAGCUGAAGGGGAUUUUCUGUGGAACUGCUGCCAUGGAAACAGGCGUGUAAGCGGUCAUAGGUCACACGCCAGAGACGAAGCAGCACCGUUCUGCUGAUUCUGGACAAUCUCGUCUUUUCCUCUCAAUGCAUUCAUAGAUUGUUCUGAAAGACUGGUUUGAAUCAGCA
Messenger RNA from Carassius auratus (goldfish), 4609 nucleotides. RefSeq names its product voltage-dependent calcium channel beta subunit-associated regulatory protein-like. The coding region runs from base 344 to 3046 and encodes 900 amino acids. The transcript has 10 exons. Gene Ontology annotation, molecular function: transmembrane transporter binding. Gene Ontology annotation, biological process: negative regulation of voltage-gated calcium channel activity; negative regulation of calcium ion-dependent exocytosis. The record is from RefSeq and is a predicted model, not a curated record. Gene Ontology annotation, cellular component: plasma membrane; secretory granule. NCBI's taxonomy places the organism in Eukaryota, Metazoa, Chordata, Actinopteri, Cypriniformes, Cyprinidae.